UGAAGUCUGCGAGGCGGGAGUUUCCCUCGUAGACCCUUGUGAGCGCUGAGAAAGGGAGCCCGGUUUCCCGGAACUGCCUCGCUCUUAUAAAAAGGAAGAGCCCAAGAGACGAAGCCCGGCAGAGGGACGAGGGCGCUCGGUUGGGCUUCCCCGAAUCGCAUCCCUUAACGUGCUGUCUUCUUCUACGGGACUCUGAUCCGGAUUGGCCUGCCCGUGUCAAGGGAUUUUAUCCGAGCGGCGGAUGGUACUACUCUCUCGGAUCAUGCACCCGUGUCUUUUCUUCCUCGUCGCCUGGAGUGCCGGGGGUGUGGUGAAAGGAGCUGCAGCUGAAGAUUUCUUACACAUUCAUCCAGAAAAGCCUGUAGUGGAAUAUGGCGCCUCCGUGGUCUUGAACUGUAGCUCCAGUUGCGCACCGAUUAAUCUGGAGACUUCCCUAAAAUGGGCUGAGGCCGGAACUGGCUCCACAUGGAAGAGCUUCAACUUCACUGAGGUUGACCAGUGGUCAGUCGCCCCAUUAUGCUAUGUUAAUUGUGAAAGAACUCCGCUGGAUCGCCGUGCAAACUUCACAGUUUAUCGGGCUCCCGAGCGUGUGGAGCUGGAUCUGCCGCAAAAGAUGGAGGUGGGCAAGGAGUACAACUUGAACUGCCAGGUUUUUGAUGUUGCCCCCAUCCGGAACCUCACUGUGACCAUUUUCAAAGGAGGGAAACCCCUCCUGGAGAAGACAUUUGAGAAUCAUACCAAACCUCAACCUGGUAAUAUUACAGUGACCUACCCUAUAACUGUUGAGCAACAAGACCAUAAUGAAAGUAUCACCUGCCACGCAGCUCUGGAUCUGAGGCCAGAAGGUCCACUCCUUGAAAAGCCAUCUGCCAGUCAAUUGCUAGAGCCUGUGGCUUUUCCAAUGGAUCCCCUUCUCGAAAGUCCAUUGUCUGCAGAAAUUGGUACUCAGAUGACUGUGACAUGUGAUGUAUCAGGAGUUUUUCCAGCUGAAGAGGCCAUGUUUGAGCUGUCCUUUGCCGGAGAGAAUCUGGACCUCAGUAUCCAUGUGUUGGAGGAAACAGCAAGUGCCCAGGCUCUGGUUCACCUUCCUUCAAUAGGAAAUCACGAGUUGAUCUGCACAGUUUCUCUGGGGCCAGUGAAGAGAAGUGUAAAUAAAACUGUCACUGUGUUUGCGUUACCAAAACCCGUCCCAGAAGAUGAUCAUCUUAAGGUCGUUGUCAACACAACAGUAAAUGUCAUGUGCAAGUUGGAUGGCGUGAAGUCCCCUGGUGUUGUUAUGCAGAUCAAAGAUAAGAAUCAAACCUUAGCAUCCAGUGAAGACAGUUUUGUCAUAAACUAUGAAGUGACAACGUGUGAAGAGGAUGAUGGGAGAGAAUUUCUGUGCAUAGCCCAACUGCAGGUUAAUGGGACUGAAGUCACGAAAAACGCAUCUGUAAAGCUUACCGUCUUCUAUGCGCCCCGAAUAACUAAUACAAGCUGCCCCAGUGUGUUAACAUGGAAGGAAGGCAGCAUGGAAGCCUUUAUCUGUUCUGCACAUGGAAACCCGCCACCAACUGUUGAAUGCAGGAGAGAUAAUAUGGUCUACCACAUUGGGGUGCAACAGCAGAUCAUGAGAGAGCACAAGGGGGUAUAUCACUGCAAUGCCAGCAACGCUUAUGGCUCAGAUGCUAAAGAUGUGACCAUAGUUGUGGAAUUUUUCCAGCUAAACAUCGUUGCCGUUGCCCUGUCAGUUCUCGGUGCAGCGAUUAUUAUUUCUGUGGCGACAGUGGGCUAUUAUAUGUACUACCGAAGCCAUAAGGUGAGGAAAUAUCGCCUAAAGCAGCAAGCAGCAGGAAACCCCAUGGAGCAGAAGUGUCUGAACGGUGGUGCAAGUGUCUAAAUGGACAGGGGACGGUUAAGAAACUCAAGAGGAUCUGGCCCCCGGUCUGGCGAGACAGUAGGUGCUGUCGGGGUUCAUCUUUGCUGUGAGGAGAAAACAUUUCAUCUGGUGCUGAACUACUAACAGGCGGUGUUUUGACUGGAAUUGGAAAGAGUGGCGGAUGGUUUCUCCACUUUCAAACUAUGGUUGGUUGCUUUCACUGCAAGGAGUCCCAUCUAGAGAGAAGGUGUCCCAAGACAUGUUUCUCUCUUAUCUUUCGCUUAAAGCUUUCCUUUUCCAACCAACGAUUCUUCUCCAUCCGGAGUUAUAGACAGCAGUAGAUGGUGUGAAAAGGGCGUAGCUGCACCCAUUUGCAAGCAACACUAAGGGACUUGGUAGGUGUCUGGAUGCCACAGAGGAAUGGAAGCCCUGCAGCAGGCCUGGGCUCUGUGCGCCGUGAUGGAGCACAGAGGACGAAGCUUUUAGUGACUGUGGGAUGAAGUGUCUGCCUUGAUCCUUUCUGUACCAGCAGCCUUACUGGGACUGUCAGCAGGCAGCGGGCCCCUCUCUAGGGGGGUUUGCGGGCAAGCUGUCCAUAGCUCAUUUAGGGACUUCAAGAAAGGUCUUCUGCACUGAAAAAAUGGGAAGGCCACCACGGUUGGUUGGUUGGUUGGUUUAUUUUAAUUUUGGUUUCCUGAUACGUGAACUCAGGAUUAUCUUGUCGAAAAAAUUCUGUAGGUCAACCUGGAUAAAGUUGGAAAUGACGUGGAGCAGAGUUCCAUCACUUAUCAAAACUGACAACACCCUCUUUAACAGGAAGAGCAGGUCUUGAAACAUCUGCUGUGAGAGUCUUGCUCAUGUGUUCACACAAUCCCAUUGUUUUCACACAAUUUCUGGUAUAAAGAUACCAUAAAACUCGUAAGUUUAACUGCACAGUGGUAGGAAUGGAGAGGGGGAAGGAAAAAACCCUGCCCCAGAUGUGUGCUUGGUUUGUCUUACAUAUUCUGUCUCUUGUGACUACCGGCGAUAUGUAGCAAAACUGGUGCAACUGAGCCUCAAAAACACAAUUGUGUGUGGCAAGCUCAUGCAGGGAUGCCUAGGCCCUCUUUAUCUUAGGGGCACACCUGGCAUAUGAAAUGGUCCUCAUGCAGAAAGAACAGGAAGCAGCUGCUCUCUUGCUGAUCCUUAAGCUUAUUAUCAUCAUGUGCCUUUGGACUUGUAAAAGGACACCUUGACUGAAACCCAAAAUUAUACAUACUGUAUAUGAUUUUUUUUUCACUCUCUGAGUACUGUAUAUGUUUCAGAUGAUCAUCAUGCAACAAUGGUUUGGCAUGUGUAUCAA
This is a messenger RNA of Pogona vitticeps (central bearded dragon), 3200 nucleotides long. Its product is annotated as intercellular adhesion molecule 1. Gene Ontology annotation, biological process: cell-cell adhesion. Gene Ontology annotation, cellular component: plasma membrane. Lineage: Eukaryota; Metazoa; Chordata; Lepidosauria; Squamata; Agamidae. Gene Ontology annotation, molecular function: integrin binding. The record is from RefSeq and is a predicted model, not a curated record.